Limanda limanda (common dab) is the source of this 1467-nucleotide messenger RNA. RefSeq names its product BTB (POZ) domain containing 17b (gene btbd17b). The transcript is spliced from 3 exons. Bases 13 to 1467 code for a protein of 484 amino acids. Gene Ontology annotation, molecular function: protein binding. The record is from RefSeq and is a predicted model, not a curated record. NCBI's taxonomy places the organism in Eukaryota, Metazoa, Chordata, Actinopteri, Pleuronectiformes, Pleuronectidae.
AGCUGAGAAGAUAUGGUGCGCUCCUCUGAACAAGGGAUCCCUGCCUGGGUCUAUGUGGGCACCCUGUUCUUCUUCAUCAACUUCCACUCAGUCACAGUUACAGGGGCUGCUCUGAAGCAGGAGGCAGCGUUGGACAGCGGCGCCACGGUGCUGAACAACUCCAUGGGUUUGGUGCAGCGCAUGGAGACGCUGCUGGCCUUGGGGAACGGCAGUGAUGUCAGCCUCCGCGUGCAGACCAUCAACACGGACGAGGUGAAGGUGAUCCAGGCCCACAGCCUGCUACUCACCCUGCAGAGUGACGUGUUCGAGGAUCUGCUGCUCAGCCGCAACACCAGCACGGUGGUUUUGAGGGAGACGCCCGAGUGUGCGGCCGUCUUUGACAAGUUCAUCAGGUAUCUGUACUGCGGUGACAUCUCACUGCGGCUAGAUCAGGCCAUCUCUCUGCAUAAGCUGGCCAGCAAGUAUCAUGUGUGGGGCCUGCAGCAGGGUCUGACCCAAUAUAUGACCCAGCACCUCUCUAGUGACUCCCCCACGGGUCAUGUGGUCGGUUGGUACAACUACGCACAACAAAUCGGGGACCUGGUCCUGCGGGACAGCUGCCUGCAGUACCUGUCCUGGAACCUGUCUUCCGUGCUGCAGAGCGGAGAAUGGGGUUCCAUCAGUGAAGACCUGCUCCUCUCCUUGCUCCAGCGCUCUGACCUCAUUCUGCAGAGUGAGCUGGAGCUUUACGAGGCCCUGGAGGCCUGGAUUAGCCAGAACCAGCCAGUCAGUUCCACAGUGGAGAGUGCCCUUAAGGCUGUCCGAUACGGCAUGAUCCCCCCCCAGCACCUCUUCCGUCUUCAGAGGCAAUCGGCCCUCAUGCUCAAAUACUACGAGUCCGUCCGCGAUCUCCUCUACCUGGCGUUCCAAUUUCACGCCGCCUCGCCGAUCCAGCUGGCCAAGUACUUUGAUGUCAACUGCAGCAUUUUCACUCCCCGCAACUACCUGUCCUCCUCCUGGGGCUCCCCUUGGGUCAUCAAUAACCCCACUCGGGAUGACCGCAGUUUCAGCUUCCAGACUCAGCUCGGGCCCAGCGGCCACGACUCCAGUAAGAGGGUGACAUGGAACGCCCUGUUCUCCCCUCGCUGGCUCCCGCUCAGUGCCAGGUCAACCUACACUGAGCUGGGCGCCAUGCAGCCCACCCGCACAGACGGAGGCCGGCCUCGCAUCAUUGUAACACCAGCCACCUCCAGUCCAGACUUUGCCGGAGUGAGUUUCCAGAAGACGGUGAUUGUAAUGGCAAAACAGCAAGGCAAGGUGGUGGUUCGCCACGUCUACAACUUCCACCAAAGCACAGAGGAGGCCGGGGAUUUCCUGGUCGACGCCGACCUGCAGCGCCGUGCAUCCGAAUACCUGAUUGACAGCUCCCUCUAUCUGCACGUUAUUGUAAAGCCCCUCUACCAUACCCUACUGGUCGCUAGGAAAUGA